Messenger RNA from Coniosporium apollinis CBS 100218, 1689 nucleotides. RefSeq lists its product as uncharacterized. The coding region runs from base 1 to 1689 and encodes 562 amino acids. NCBI's taxonomy places the organism in Eukaryota, Fungi, Ascomycota, Dothideomycetes. The record is from RefSeq and is a predicted model, not a curated record. The transcript has 5 exons.
AUGACCUCCCAUUCAUCUCACCGGCGCAGCUGGCAAGACAUCGCCAAACAAGCCCAGAAGCACCGAGAUGAAACAAUCGCAGCUGUCCAGCCCCUAGUCCCAGAUGUGGCCUCUGACCUCCCACUCAACGUUUCCGGCAUCCCCAAGGAGCUGCUCUCCGAGCGAGAAAUCGAGAUCACCGAGACUGCACCAGAGGACUUAGUGGAGCUUAUGUCCACUGGUACCAUCACAAGCACAGAAGUCACCACCGCUUUUCUACGGCGUGCUGGAUCAGCACAGAAGCUGACGAACUGCUUAACCGAGCUCCUCCCAGCUCGCGCCCUCCUUCGCGCCGCCGAGCUCGACGACUACAUCGAAAAGCACCGCCGCCCCAUCGGCCCCCUCCACGGCCUCCCCAUCUCUGUAAAAGAACACAUCUCCCUCGCGGGCCUCGACUGCAACGGCGGCUUCAUCUCCUGGGUCGGCCGUCUCGCGCCCCGCGAUGCCUAUAUCUGCACGCUCCUCUGGCGCGCCGGCGCCGUCUUCUACGCACGUACGACUCAGCCGCAGACGCUGAUGCACCUCGAGACGAGCAGCAAUCUAUACGGCGCGACUGUGAACCCGUUCCAGCGGGAACUGAGUUCUGGCGGGAGUUCCGGGGGCGAAGGUGCUCUGUUGGGGUGCCGGGGCAGCUGUUUGGGCGUGGGGACCGAUAUUGGAGGCAGUGUGAGGAGCCCGGCGGGGAAUUGUGGGGUUUAUGCGCUGAAGCCGACGAGUUAUAGACUCCCGAUUGGGGGCUUUACGGCUACGAUGGUUGGGCAGGAACAUGUUGUUCCGGCUGUGGGACCGAUGUCGACGAGUUUGGGCGGGGUCAAGAUGUUUAUGAGGGCUAUACUGGAUCAGAAGCCGUGGUUAGUAGAGCCGAGUUGUGUACCCUUUGAGUGGAGGGAAGAGAAGAGUUGGCUGAGGGUGGAUGGGGAGGGGAGGAAGAGGCUUAAGGUUGGGGUCAUUUGGGAUGAUGGAGUUGUGAGACCGCACCCACCGGUCACAAGGGCGUUAAAGGAGGUGGUGGAUAAGCUGGCGGAGGUCGAUGGCAUCGAGGUUGUCGAGUGGAACCCGUGGAAGCACGACUUGGCGUGGGAGAUUAUCGCUAGCCUCUACUUCUGCGACGCUGGCGCCGGAGAGACCGCAGCCAUCGAUGCCUCCGGCGAGCCCUGGCGACCGCUCUCUUCUUUCAUCAUAAAGGAGAAUCCUUUUGUGAAGAACCGCAUGAUUGCCGACGUCUGGCGGCUGACAGAAAUGCGCGAGCAAUACCGCGCCGAUUAUGCAAAGAUCUGGAACGACACCGCAUGCGGAGCGAACGCCGGAGGCGCGGUAGAUGUAAUUCUGUGUCCUGUCACGCCGGGGGCAGCGCCGCCAUUGGACUGUGCCAGAUAUUGGGGCUAUACAAGUCAGUGGAACCUGUUGGAUUAUCCCGCAUUGGUGUUUCCGGUUACAAAGGUUGAACCAGAGGUCGACCUAGUGGAAGAGGGACAUGAGCCGAGGAAUGAGAAAGACAAGUAUAACUACGAGCUCUAUAAGCCAGAAAAGUACCGCGGGGCACCAAUCUCCCUCCAACUUGUCGCUCGCAGGUACGAGGACGAAAAAGUCAUUGAGGCUCUCGAGUAUAUACAGCAGAGGAUUGAUCUUCCGUUCGUGGAAAUGAUAUGA